AUGUUUAUCAACACUACCCAAAGGCGACAACACAUUUUCCAUAUAGUAAUCCAUUUGCAUGAAAUUAAAAUGAGUUCCGGAUUUGUUACUGAAUCCGAGGCAGCAGAAGCACGCCAACGUCGCCAGGAAGAAUGGGAACGCGUACGGCAGCCCGAGGAUCCUAUGGAGAGACCCGAGGAACCGUACGACGGACGCUCGCUAUACGACCGCUUAAAAGAGCAGAAAACAAAAAAGGAUAUGGAAUUUGAAGAAGCGCACAAGCUGAAGAACCUAAUACGUGGCCUAGACGAUGAUGAGGUUCAGUUCCUGGAGCUUGUUGAUGCUCACAAAAUGAACGCUGAGCGUCAACAAAUGCGUGACGAGAAGCUGGAGCUGGAGGAUUUUCGCAAUCGAGUUGAAAAGCUGCAGGAGGAGAGCGUAGAUAAGAAACUUCAAGCGGAGCUGAAGACGACAGCCAAAUCUGUCGGUGCAUCCGCCACGGCGCGCAAUACACAAAAGUCACUGCUGGGACAGGGCAUUAAGCGCAAAAAUGGUGAGUUGCCCACAACCAGCAAGGUGUCCAAAACGGAGCAAAAAACACCAGCGGAGAAAUCAGCAGCACCAGCAACAAUUAACAUCAACACAACCAAACACGAUGUUGGCGGUCUCAAGUGCAUCGCCAUACUCCCAGGCAUUGGUUCCUACACCGAGUCGAGCGAUUCUGAGGCGAGCACCGAUACCGAAGAUUACGACCACGAUAAGAACAGUCUGGUGGAUUUGUGUGGUCGCAAGAUACUAAAAAAGAAACAGUGCGCCGAGUAAAUCGGUUUCUUUUGUAUUCAUUUGGGGGCAACAGUUUUAUUGGAUUCUUAAUUAUAAUGUUUAGCGUUUGCUGCAGCGAAUUAUACAACCUAGAGUUAAACAAA
Drosophila montana is the source of this 905-nucleotide messenger RNA. RefSeq names its product PSME3-interacting protein. The record is from RefSeq and is a predicted model, not a curated record. The coding region runs from base 1 to 801 and encodes 266 amino acids. The transcript is spliced from 3 exons. Lineage: Eukaryota; Metazoa; Arthropoda; Insecta; Diptera; Drosophilidae. Gene Ontology annotation, cellular component: nucleus.